Messenger RNA from Acanthoscelides obtectus, 926 nucleotides. Lineage: Eukaryota; Metazoa; Arthropoda; Insecta; Coleoptera; Chrysomelidae. The record is from the annotation of a GenBank genome assembly.
UUACCAUCUAGAUGUGGUGUUCUGUGAUCAGAAGUCCGUGUAUGCUUUGUGAUCAGAUCAUCAGAUGUGUCAUUUGUCAUAUAUAUUACUUCACCUUGCGGCUUGCGGUUCUCCUCUCCUGGUAUUUUCUAAAAUUUGAAAAUAAUGGGAGCCUUCUUUAUUUCAUAAUCCAAAAACAUAAUUUUCUGAGUAUCUAUUUCACUUUUGGAGGAAAUGGUUCUGCUGCACAUAGGCAGAUUAAUCAGAAGGCAAAUCUGUACAAGUGCCAGAUUGUAUAAACCGGGAGCUUAUGAGGGCGAAGGAAAAACAACCCUUCAUAUUCUAAAUAGAGAAGAUGAAUUGGGGCUGAUGAUAGACGGCUACAGUCAGGUGGGAUUCCGUUUAAAUAAUGAUAUGACUGUGUUAGGAUCUAUGGUCAUUUUUCCUAGGUCUGUCUUAUCAUGGGCUGUAGAUGAUGUAUCAGAAAUCAAUGAAGAAUCACUUUGUUUGUUUUCAAUCUUGGAACCAAAAGUAGAUAUUUUAGUUAUAGGGAUAGGUGAUAAGAUAGAAAACAAUGAUUUCUACCGCAGGUUGUUACCAUUUUCUAGGAAAUUUAGAAUUUCCUUUGAGAUUUUACCCACAGUGCAAGCAUGCUCUACUUUCAACUUUUUGAAUUCUGAAGGAAGAAAUGUAGUUGGGGCUAUGAUCCCACCAAAGGAUAUCAAGCCAACAGAUGAUGAUCAUGUAAAUACUAAACUUAGAUAUGAAAACUUGUAUGAAACAGAAGACUUUAUUUUGAAAGUGUGAUAUUGAAUUGAUAAGUAGUUAAUAGAAUACAGAAAAUGUAUGAAAUAUGGCUAUGUUUUGUGAAUCUACAUUAUUACAUUUUAACUUCUUUUACAUGUUUAUUGUUGACAUAUUGUGUUAAUUAAAGAUAUUUGCAGUAA